AUGGCCACUGAUCUCAACUUUGUCACCCUCGAUGUCUUCACCACUACGCCGUUCAAGGGCAACCCCCUCGGCAUUGUCCACCUGCCUCCGGGACACCGGCUCUCUCAGACUCAGAAACAGACCAUUGCCAGAGAAUUCAACCUCUCCGAGACAGUCUUCAUACACGAUGUCGACUCUAACAACAACCCCGACCCGCACAGCCGCCACAUCGACAUUUUCAUGACGUCGAGGGAGCUCCCAUUUGCGGGCCAUCCCACAAUCGGCACGGCAAACUACCUUCAGGCCCAGGGCAUCAGCAAACUCAUUACCAAGGCCGGCCCGAUUCCUAUCCACUUCAGCUCGGAAAAAGGGAUCGUUAGUGCCGCUAUUCCGCACGACACUCAUCUCAACUCGAGGGUCCUUGGCGACAUUGAAUUGACCCUCCGUGCGGGCUGCCUGCACUCCACCCCUGAAAUCCGCUCGGCAGAACUCAAAGCCCCACUCUUCAGUAUCGUCAAUGGCAUGACAUUUGCCCUUAUCCACCUCCCAUGUCUGGACCUCUUGUCCCAGGUCUCCCCGGGCGCAUUCCCCUGCGCGCCACGGGAUGUUAUCGACGCAGGGUGGAGCGAGACAUUCCUCGCACGGUACUACUACGUUCUUACAGGGACGAGUGUGUCCAGCUCUGGUGUGAGGACGGUUAAGUUAAGGACGAGAAUGAUGGAAGACGAGAUGGAAGAUCCGGCUACAGGGUCAGCGGCGUGUGCAUUGACGAGUUAUCUUGCCCUUAUGGAGUACAGCGAGACAGAGGUUUGGUUUGAAAUCACACAGGGCGUUGAGAUGGGGCGGCAAAGUGACAUUGCGGUUGAGGUUAGGAUCGACGUUGGAGAGGAUGGGGAGAGGAAGGUGAAGGAGGUACAGCUGGGUGGAAAGGCAAGACAAAUUAUGAAGGGCACUGUUGUCGUACCCCCCGUUUAG
Molecule: messenger RNA, 954 nt
Organism: Penicillium robsamsonii
Lineage: Eukaryota; Fungi; Ascomycota; Eurotiomycetes; Eurotiales; Aspergillaceae
Product: PhzF family phenazine biosynthesis protein
Exons: 1
Coding region: 1-954 (317 amino acids)
Biological process (GO): biosynthetic process
Cellular component (GO): cytoplasm
Molecular function (GO): isomerase activity
Source: RefSeq, a predicted model, not a curated record